AUGAAGGGAUUCUUCUAUUUGACACUCGUAUUCAUUGUUGAUUGUGCAACAACCGGCAAAAAAGUUAAAGUACCGGAUUCCGAUCCAACACUUCAAGUAAGUUGUACCUUCCCUAAUCAUUUUUCUCGAAGAUUUAAAAUGUUAUCAUCGAUUUCACAGCAUGCCCAAAACUUAUGCGAAAGUUUCUUAUGUAGCGCCAUCAUAGAGGUCCACCUCCUCUUUACACACUCGAGCCCAACCAUAAUUUUAAGCUCAGAUACAGCGUAA
Molecule: messenger RNA, 267 nt
Organism: Haemonchus placei
Lineage: Eukaryota; Metazoa; Nematoda; Chromadorea; Rhabditida; Trichostrongylidae
Source: the annotation of a GenBank genome assembly